Messenger RNA from Phaedon cochleariae (mustard beetle), 5890 nucleotides. Lineage: Eukaryota; Metazoa; Arthropoda; Insecta; Coleoptera; Chrysomelidae. The record is from the annotation of a GenBank genome assembly.
AGUCUCGACGUACUAUCCACUCUCUUCGCGAAGACCAGUACCAUACACUGGUACCAUCGGAAGAUCGAUAUAAAAGUUGAUUUACUGACCUAUUUGUUUAGUUGCAAACUAUGAUUCAGCAGACUGAAUGCGGACCGAAUUUGUGUGAUUCUGUGUGUUAGCCGGCUUCAUUAAUGCCAUCGAUAAAGUGAUCGGAUUUCGUAGUACACUCGGUAUAAUGAAGAUCAUUCUUCUGAUCCUACUCUCAGCAUGCACGCUCCUUGCAGCCGAAUACCCCCGAUACAAACUCCGAGGGCCUCCUUACCCUCCUAGAGCCCCCAACCACCAAGACUUCCCCAAUAAACGGCAUCAGCUCCCGCAGUAUCCUCAGAGGGGCCCUCCGAAAGGCUCCAAGCCCCCCAUGCCACACCUGAUGCAUAACUAUCACAAGGGCCCCAUGGGGGUCCCCAUGGGGAUACCCCAGGCUCCACCCAGACCCGUUUCGUUGCCCCUCAGGACUUUCUGGAAGAACGCCCAUGUGCCGAUGAAGUUUCCACAGCCUGAGAAGGUGUUUUUGCAGCAGCAGUUGCAGCAGGCUCAGCUGCAGCAAGGACAGCUGCAGCAGGUUCACCAGGAGAAACCGUUUUUAUCCUCGCCAAGCAUAUCUGCUCAGGAGUAUGACUACCAGAUUCAAACCAACAACAUCCCGACAUCCUACGUGAACCCAAUCAAGCAAAUAGGAGAAAAAGGGCCAAUACACACCAUCCCAGCACCUAAUCUUAGCCCAAAAGAUAAACCCUACAUAAUUGAAGAAGCUAGAAACGAAAUAUACCAACAACCAUUCGUAAUUGAAGAAAUCAGGAACGAAAUACAUCAACAGCAACAGCAGCAACAUCAGCAGCACCAGCAGCUACAGCAGCUUCAACAGCAGCAUCAGCAGCAUCAGCAGCAACAACAGCAGCAACAGCAGCAACAGCAGCAACAACAGCAAACUGCUCAGUACCUUAAGGUAGAACAAAGUCAUCAGUAUCAAGUGACUGAACAACCAGAACCAUCUUUCAACCAGAACUCAUACAGACUACAACAACAGAAUCAAAUAAACCAGUUCCAAGUUCAACAGCUGCAGCAGCAACAACAGGAGCAUCAGCAACAGCAGCAGCAACUAGAGCAAGAGUCACUGAGGCAAUUCCAGCAACAGCAGUUCACUCCAGACACACAAGCACAGAACAAUAAACAAUUCCCACAAGGAGACAUCAUCUUGGGCAACAAUUUAAGUCCCCAGGACCUCUACAAACUGAUAGCCACAGCAUACCCACAACAACAAGCCCCAGAAUCGUCCGAUCAUCAGCAGCUGUUCCACCCAGAACCUAUCAACGUAGAACAGCUGCAGCAAGACGUUGCUUCGCAGCUAACCUCCAACAAAAUAACCUUCCAACCGGAGUUUCAGUCGUUUAACUACGAUGAACAAGCGCAUCAGAAGAGCUUGACCAAGGGCGAACUGUCUUCCUUGGUGUCUGCAGCUUACAAUCUGGAUCCAAGCGCUGAAGCUCCUGAAGAUGCAGAUCAAGAACCAGAAGCACAUUCGCAGCAAGUGGUCCAAAACUACUUUGAGAAGCGGUCUGAUGUUGGUGAGACCGAACCAGAACCUGCCAAGCAGCUGGAUAAGAAGCUGCCUUCGUUCUACUCCUCCCUGCCAAAUAAGGAAGCUGCUGAGAAGCUGGCGCAGCUUCAGGCAGCUGGAAAGAUCAACAGCAACUUGAUGAAGAUCGGGUCCAUAAUGAGCAAGUCCAAAGAACCUAUGGCUAUUUUCAUACCUGAUGAGACUGUUGGUGGUAAAGAUAAAUUGGAGGAGGAUGAUAUACGGGGUGAUUCUGAAGAGCGGUCUGUAGAGUACGAUGAUUACUCCCAGGAAGAGAUUGCUUCCGAGGAGGAGAAUGAAGGAUAUGGGCAUAAGUUGCAACCAAAGAAGUUUGAUUGAAUGAGACUUUGAUCGUUUAAACUUUAUUUAUUUAUUUAUUCUAUUUAUUAUAUUGUCUUGCCUUGUGUUUUUUUGAUUGAUUGAUUGUUUUGAUUGUUAUUUUUGUUACAAAUAAAAUAUUUGGAUCGUGGUACUGAGAUAACAUACACACAGUCAAUAGUGGCAUGCUGAUGACAGCUGUCGUCUGAUGAAAUCAUAAUAACAAAUUCACGAAAUGUGUGAUGAUUUCGAUAUCAGAACUCUUCCUUCUAAUUUUGUAUCAGUUUCGAGGCCAUCUGAGGUGAUAGAAAAACUGAAUGAAAGAAGAAAGAAGGCUCACGAAGAUGCCAUAAAAAGUAUGAGGGAAAGACAGCGGAAGCUGAAUUUGGAAGCCGAUGAAGCAAUCAAGAACGAAUCGGAUAUAUUCAAUAGAAAUUUUGGGGAGCUGAAAGAAGAAGUGGAUUUAUUAGUACGCACAGUGAAAUUUGAAUACAUCAAGAUGCAUGACAAUCUUAUUCAUGGACAAGACCUUGUGAACAAACCGUUUCUGAAGGUUUCUGAUUCCUACGAAAUUCUGCUGAAAACAGUCGACGAAUUCCAUGAGAAGCUGGUAGACGUCGAUAAAAAACGAUCUGAAAUCCUGAAAUUGAUAAUGAAUGAGACGAGAAACACUGUGUUUUCUUCCGCCUACUUUCUUCCCUAUCAAGUUGACAAAUUCUUCUACGAAGAAAUCUUGGAGCUGAAUAAAAUUACUUUGAACAACUGCCAAAAUUUUGCCGAGCUCAAAAGAGACCUGAAACUUCAAGUAUCACGAUAUAUGAGAUUUUGGUCAGAGGAACUUCUGGAAAUCAAGGAAAGGCAGAAAUUUUAUGUGAAGCAGCUAUCAAAAAAGAGUGUUGAUCGACUCAAGAGCGAUCUCAGAAGUCAACUAGCGACAGUAUGUCAAUCCGAUGAAGUGGCAGACGCACUUCACAAACUAGAAACGCAACAAAAUGAUCUGCAAUGGCCCAACGAUGGCGCAUCUGGUAUACCAGUCAGUCAAAAAGAGGUCGAACUAUGGCUGAAAGAUGUACAGAAAACAUUAGCAUCUUUAGAUUUGAACGCUAGAAAUUUGGUUUCUCUCUACAAGUCCAUCAUAAUAAUACUGUUCAACAGAUUUUUUGGGGAACUCGCGAAAUUGAAAGAUUCCAUGGCUAAAAGUGGAUUGAUGGAUAAGCAAGACAUAGAAGAUUAUCAGAGUGAGAUUUACACGCCGACAGUCGAAGAACUCAAUGUACAAUUUGAAAGUGAUUUCGAAAAUUUGCAGUCUAUAUGGAACGAGAAAAUUGACCAGAUGAAGGACAGUGUGUAUACCACUUACCGAUUCUUGAAAGGAUCUGCUUCUCUGUGGGACAGACACUUCAAGAGAGUGAUCGAUUUGCAAACGUGUGUUUUAUUGGACUUGGAAAACACAGUGUCAAAAAACAGCCAGACAUCUAUGGUUCACGAAGCUGGACUGAAUAUUCAAAUAGAAAAACUUCGUCAAGGAGCAGACGAGAAGAAAUUGGAUCAUUUUCUGGGCGAUGUCCAAGGAAUCUUAGAUAAAAUUGAGAAUUUGUAUAAGGUAUCCUCCGAUUUGGAAAUCCAGGUGGUCCAAAAAUACAAGAACAUGAUGGAAAUCGAGAUCGAAGUGUUAAUGGCGGAAAUCCAACGGUUUUUAACGCUACAUCCGCCUGACGCGGAAAGAGAUCCGAAGAUACAAAGAAAACGCGCCAGUCAAUGUAGCGAGAAGGAAAUCGACCCCAAGGAAUUGCUGGUGCCCAAUCAGAUUCUGUAUUGUACCUUUCAAGUGGAUGCGACCAAGAACUGGAUGUUUGGGCUUUGGGAAGCUAUCAACCAUUACCUUUCAACCGGCAGAGCUGAAAUUUUGGCUGUUACAGAAAAUUGGAUGGAAAGGCAACGAGAGAAGAUCAACGAUCGCUUACAAGUGAAACUAGCUUUUCACAAACCAAGAUAUUUCAGGAUCAAAUGCUCGAUUUAUGAUAAAAGACUUAAAGAACUCUGGAAACAUGCGGAAAGAUUCACAAGCCAUAAAACGGCAGCAGAACGUGAGAUCUUGCUUCUGAAGAACACCGAACUGACCAUCGAAGAACAAUUUUCAAAAACAUGCAAUCAGUUCAUUUUGGAGACGAAUAGUAUGUUACAAAAAGCAGAAACUUUCCAGAAGUCGUAUCAACUGCGAGGCAGUUUGCAGACUCUAGCUCCGUUGCUGACUUCUCGCAAAAAGGCGUUGACAGAACUUCAAAGAAACUAUUUCGAUAAGUGCAUGAAUCUUUUGGACACUUUGAGGGCAUCCAGUUAUCAGUUUCUCAAAUCAACAAAAUUAUUUUCCGAAGAAGGCAGUUUUAGCAUUGAAGAAAUCACAAAUCUCCAGAAACAUAUGUCUAAGCUGGAUGAAUACGCUGAAAAAACUCUGAAUAAAUACACGAACGAUGCCCAAACCAAAUUCACGAAGUACAUAGGUUAUUUGGAUAGUACCUACGCAAGUACACUCUCCACUUUCGAAGAAUUGAUAAGAGAAUUAGAUCACAAUGAGAACGUGGUCAAAAAAAUGAAAAAGCUUCGAGAAAACAUUAGAACGGAAGUGAUUUCUGUAAAAACGACGUUGAAGAAAAUUGAAACGGAUGCGAAAAGCUUGACACAAAAAUGUACACAAGAUGUUGGAAGCAUUGAGAAACUCGAUUGGUUUAUCGAGAAUUACCAGAAAAUAAUAGAGAAGAUGCAAGAUUUUGUUAGUUUUAUGGGACAGCCAAACCUAUCACCAAGAACAUUCGUGUCAGCUGCCACAUCAAUUAGUGGACACACUACAAGAAUGGGCAGAUCAAAGAGUCAUGCAGACCACGACAUGUUUCUAACAAUCAGUCAAAUGAAUACGGAGGAAAACACUUUCCUCUACAAGCUGAAUAUGAUCCUGGACGAGUCUUAUAUGGAUAUAAAGAAACAAUCCAAGGACUUUUAUGGCAAACAUCAUCCACUCUUGCUUGACCAAUUCAAGAUACAACCGAACCACGAACGUUGCAUGGAAGAAGUCCAUCACAAAUACAAAAUUUUCCAGCAACAAUGUGAAGCCUGUUGGUACGAGAACCUGAAUGAAUUUUCAUCCAUUUUGAACGAAUUCCAGUACUCGACAAACCAUUACCUGAAGGCAUUUGAGAAAACAUUCCGACGUUGCAGUAUUGAUAGGUGUGAAGAAACAAAUAGAAAUAUACUGAACGAACUGGAAAACACCGAGAAGGAAACUCAAAAUAGUUUUCUGAACAUGUUCAAACGGUUGAGGACACUGUAUGGUCAUCCGAGUAACAAAACCUUGUUGGAAGAAUUGCAGAAAGAAUUUGAAGAUUUGGAGCAAAACUUUUCGAAUAUAGAAGAUAUUUUGAUACCUCAUAAGGAGGAUUUGUUGACUGUAUACAACGAAGAGGUAGAAAAUUUCAAACGGGUUCAAGAAAGGAUUUCGAUUCUGAAAGAAGAUGACAGACUGAGGAAUUUAAUCCAGGAUUUGGAAUGUCGACUAUCUGAUGAACAAAGUCAAUCAUGUCACCUUCUUGAAAGUGGAUCUGUGAAUGAUAUCAGAGAAGAACACCGAAGCCACAUAACGUAUCGGGCAUCCGCCAAGGUACCUAUGAGCACAGUGAACUAUUACUCCCCGACCGAGUCUACUACAAGUAGCGAAAAUAGUGAAGAAAGCCCCAAGCAAUUUCUAGAAGAACUAGAUCGAACUUAUGAGAAGAACAUACAGGGUGCCGCUGAAUUCGUGGAAAUCCGCUUGGUCGAAUACCUGCGAGAACGGAAGAAUAUUUGGACGAGCGAAACGAAUUCCAUCCGUGAUUUAUUCAAAGUCAAAUAUGACGAUAAAAACAUCUUAUAACACGAACUCUGUUUUGUCUCUAAAUUAAAGCAGUCUUCCGUUUUAUUGAA